AUGAAAUCAAAACCAUUUUCGAUUACUAGUUCAAUUUUUACUUCACCCAAUUCUUAGUUUUGGAAUGACUAAGAUUUUUAAAUAACUAAAGAAAAUUUCAAAGACGAUUAUUUUCUCUUUUUCUCGAAUAAAAAACUAACUUACUUGAAUAAGCCUCUAUAAAAAGCCGGUUCAAUAAUUAGGAAACAAAAAAAAAAUGUAACCCCCACUUUAAUUUAGCAUAGGGUCUGUACUUAUGGUGUGAUGUCAGUAAUGCUUUAAUUGAGCUAAUCGAAAUCCAACAUGUAGGACAUGGUUUAAGAAUCACUAAAAAUUAACAAAGCAUUCAAUUCUUUGGAUAUGUGGAUGCCUGGUUUAAGGAUUUAAAGAAAUUUUGUAUUCAAAGAAAAAUUAAUGAAUCAUAUAUAAUCAAUAAUAAAAUUGGAUGUGGAAGUUAUGCUGAUGUAUUUAAAUUUAAAUAAGCAAUUAGGUUUACAAAGUUACGCGUAAGGCUGAUAACAAAGAUUUCGCAGCUAAGAUCUACGAUAAGUCGUCAGACAAAUUCGACCCUGAGUGCAUCAUUAAAGAAAUUGACAUUCUAAGAAAAAUGGAUCACCCUAAUGUAAUUUCACUUCUAGAGACCUUUGAAACUCAAAAAUAUAUCUUUCUUAUAACAGAGCUCUCUAUAUAUGGAAGCCUGGAUGAUGUGAUCACUAAGACACCAUUUACAGAAGAAGAGAUUUUAAGAGGCAUGUAUAAAAUAAUUGAUGCAUUAUCAAACAUUCAUUCCAAGGGCAUUAUACACAGAGAUAUCAAACCAGAAAACAUCUUAUUUCGAAGACCAAAUCUGGAUGAUAUUUUGAUUUCAGAUUUUGGUUUAGCAGAUUACUAUAACUCAGAAGGAUUAUACUAAUAUCAAAGAUGCGGUACUCCUGGCAACAUGGCACCAGAAAUAUUGAAUGAUCAACCCUAUGAUUAUAAAAUUGAUUCCUACAGUGCUGGCUUAAUAUUUUAUUAAAUGCUGAGUUUCGGAAGAUCCCCCUUUAUCGUUGAAGAUUAUCAGGAAACUUUAAUUAAAAACUAAGAAGGUCUCAUCGACUAUUCAGAAAUCAAUGCGUCGCCAUAAGCAAAAGCCUUACUUUAAUAGAUGCUAGAAGUGGAUCCAAUGAAAAGAUGCACAAUAAAUGAUGCCAAAAUUAAUCCACUUUUUAAGAAAUUCAACAGAAUGACAAUCAUUAUUAAAAGGAAAAGAAUUCUCCAAGAUCAAACGGUGUCAAGCUAUAGUCCAAGAAGCACAUCAAUUUAUCAGACUCCAUCUAAUUCUCCACAAAUUCUGAAAAAUCCUAAAAAUAAAAGCAUAGGCCUCAACACUCUGCAUUGUCUACCAAAUAGAGUAAGAAGCAUGGAUAGCUAACUCUUUUCUUCUCCUAGAUCAUGCAACUCUGGAGGAAAUAGUGCUAAAGCUCAAUGUAAGCAAAGAAAUAGGAAUUUUAAGAUAAAUGUCAAAAAUAGCAUUUACCAAAGCAUGAGCUCAACAAAAGCCAUUUGA
Molecule: messenger RNA, 1528 nt
Organism: Paramecium octaurelia
Lineage: Eukaryota; Ciliophora; Oligohymenophorea; Peniculida; Parameciidae
Source: the annotation of a GenBank genome assembly